GUCACGUUCCCCCUCGCGGUCUGGUCUAUGAUGUCACGGUCUGUCAAUCCCGCAGAGGGCGGGGUCUCCUUGCGCCGCGAUUGGCGAGCCGGGCGGUGACGUCAGCGGGCGCUGAAGGGGAGGGGUUUAUCCCGGAGAGCGAGUGUCCGCGCGCUCCGUCAGCCGCAUCCUCGUCAUCAGGGACUUGGAGAGCCUCCAUCAUCACCUCGUCUUUCAUCACCUCCAUCACCUCCGUCAGCUCCAUCAUGUCCGGCUCUAAGGAGGACGACCGGAAGGGCUCGAGUGAGUGGCGGGAUUUCUUCUGGAACCCGAGGACGCACGAGCUGCUGGGCCGGACCGCCGCCAGCUGGGGGCUGAUCCUGCUCUUCUACCUGAUCUUCUACCUGUGUCUGGCGGGCAUGUUCGCCUUCACCAUGUAUAUCCUGCUGCUCACACUCGACGACUACAAGCCCACCUGGCAGGACCGGCUGGCCACUCCAGGGAUGAUGAUUCGCCCAAAGGGAAACCAGCUGGAGAUCACCUUCUCCACCUCAGACACCGAGAGCUGGGACGGCUUCAUCCACAAUCUCAACUCCUUCCUGUCCCCGUACAACGACAGCUAUCAGGUUCAGACCAACGAUGAAUGCACACCUGACGAGUACUUCAUCCAAGAGGACAGCGGAGAGGUGAGGAACAAUCCCAAACGUUCCUGUCAGUUCAAUCGGACGAUGUUGGAGGAGUGUUCGGGGGUUUUGGAUCGUUUCUAUGGUUACGACAAAGGACAGCCCUGCAUCCUCAUCAAACUGAACCGGGUGAUCGGGAUGUUACCGGGGAAGGAAAGACAGUCUCCUUAUGUCACCUGUGCAGCAAAGAGGUACAGAGUGGGUGAAAAUGAGUGGAGGGAGGACAGCGACAAGAUCGGACCUCUGGCUUAUUAUCCUCCUAAUGGGACCUUCAACCUCAUGUACUACCCGUACUACGGCAAGAAGGCCCAGGUGAACUACACUCAGCCUCUAGUGGCCGUGAAGUUCCUGAACGCCUCUCUGAACACAGACAUCAACGUGGAGUGUAAAGUGACCUCCAACACGCUCGCCGCCGGCAGUGACAGGGACAAGUUCGCCGGACGCGUCUCCUUCAAACUCCGAAUCAACGACAAAUAGACACACACACUGACACAGACACACACGCACACACAAACACACACAAACACGUGAAAGCUGCACUCAUCCAGAUGUUUCCACUUCCUGUCACAGCCUCACACUGACCAGCUGUAUUUUAUAUUUCCAUGUUGUGUUCACUGACCAUGAUGACGAUGCGUUCACUGACCAGGGUCAUGAUGCGUUUACUGACCAUAAUCAUGAUGCAUUCAGUGACCAUGAUGAUGACGAUGCGUUCACUGACCAGGGUCAUGAUGCAUUCACUGACCAGGGUCAUGAUGCGUUUACUGACCAUAAUCAUGAUGCAUUCACUGACCAUGAUGACGAUGCGUUCACUGACCAGGGUCAUGAUGCAUUCACUGACCAGGGUCAUGAUGCGUUUACUGACCAUAAUCAUGAUGCAUUCACUGACCAUGAUGACGAUGCGUUCACUGACCAGGGUCAUGAUGCAUUCACUGACCAGGGUCAUGAUGCGUUUACUGACCAUAAUCAUGAUGCAUUCACUGACCAUGAUGACGAUGCGUUCACUGACCAGGGUCAUGAUGCAUUCACUGACCAGGGUCAUGAUGCGUUUACUGACCAUAAUCAUGAUGCAUUCACUGACCAUGAUCGCGAUGCGUUCACUGACUGUUUAAAGUGUCUGUUUCUCAGUGGAUUCCCUGGUAGUUGUAAACACACAGUUUCUUUCUCUGAUAGGACCCCUCGGUGCAGCUUUAACUCAGACAUACCCACCCUCAAACCGACCAAUCCGCACGCACACAUAGUCUGAUGUCACUGCCACUGGAGGCCGGUGACAGGCCAGUGUUCACCUCCAUGGUGGAUCAGUCUGCAUGAAUCAAAGAGAGAAUUAUUGAUCCCUUAAUGUACACUUUAUUGAUUGUUUAUUUAUUUGUUUGUUUACGACGUGUUUGUUUACACUGACAUUCUUUAACUAAAGUCAGAGAUGAGACAUGUGAACACAGAAACACUCUGACAUCGACCAACCACAGUAAUUAAUGACCUCAUAGUCAGGUGACUGAUCAAUCAGCCAGUCUGGAGUCAGUUCUCAAUUCUCUGAUAAUGAACCACAUCUUCUACAUCAUUCCCAGUCCAGAAACCACAAACCAGUUCACUAACUGGUUUGUCUUAUCGGCCAUGAUAAAUGUCUCCUCGUUUGUUGCCACGGAAACAGCUGAACUCACAGCCAAUCGGAAGCUAGCUUUAGUUUCCAUUCCCGCAGCUUUAGUGUGAUGAUGUCACCUCGUUUCUUCUUUUCCUUUUUGUGUGGCUGCAGCUGAUUGGCUCCUUAGUUAGAAAAUCAAUUAGUGCUCACCUGGGUGAGUUAGGUUAGUUAGUUAACGAGGUAGGAAGUCGUUAAUGUUUGCUUUUGUUUGUUAUUUAUUUGUUUGUAUGUGUGUUUCUGUUUCCACCAUGGGGCUGAGCAUGACAACACACACACACACACACACAGUCAGUGUCCUCAGCUCCGUCGGGGAAACACCCCCAUUUACCUGUACUCCUGUCCACCAAUUGUCUUCCUUUAAAGAAAGGGCCUGGCCAAUCAGAGGUUCCCGCUGUAUGAUGUCAUCUACUGCUACCUGCUUGUAACUGGUUGAUUUCUCCUGCCUGAAAAUGUCCUUGUGUUCAAACAGCGAAUAAAAAAAAGCAAGAAAUUAAACAACAAAAAACUA
Messenger RNA from Maylandia zebra (zebra mbuna), 2806 nucleotides. It is a transcript of the gene atp1b2a, whose product is annotated as ATPase Na+/K+ transporting subunit beta 2a. Gene Ontology annotation, cellular component: sodium:potassium-exchanging ATPase complex. Lineage: Eukaryota; Metazoa; Chordata; Actinopteri; Cichliformes; Cichlidae. Gene Ontology annotation, biological process: intracellular sodium ion homeostasis; intracellular potassium ion homeostasis; potassium ion import across plasma membrane. Gene Ontology annotation, molecular function: ATPase activator activity. The record is from RefSeq and is a predicted model, not a curated record.